Hymenoscyphus albidus is the source of this 1509-nucleotide messenger RNA. The record is from the annotation of a GenBank genome assembly. NCBI's taxonomy places the organism in Eukaryota, Fungi, Ascomycota, Leotiomycetes, Helotiales, Helotiaceae.
AUGUCCUCCUUUCAAUCAACUUCAAUCAUCCUGUUUUUAUUUUUCGCAACUCAAGCACUCGCGGUUCCACAUUACUCAACAGACACCAGCCCAAACAUCGAAUGGAGGACUUGUAAAGAAAAUGAUCCACCAAACUUGCAGUGCGGUCAAAUCAAAGUUCCCAUAAACCACGAAGACCCCCAUGGAGGCCACUUCAAUCUUGGGUUCGCACGCCUUAAAUCCAACAGCAUGUCGACUAUUGGAAAUCUCAUCUACAACCCCGGAGGCCCAGGAGGAGCAGGUUCAGCAGAAGUGUUUGCCCAAGCCUUUUUGAACGUUUCAAUCUGGACUUUAGAACUCCUUGCACACUACGACAUCAUUGGACUUGAUCCACGUGGCACUGGCCUCAGCAAUGCCAUGAAAUGUGAUCCAGAUAUCUGGAAUAGGCGCGUCUCAGGCACUCCAAAGAAUAAAGACGAAUUCAAGAAACUCGUGGCUUAUAACAAGGCCUUCGGAGAGAGUUGUAGGAAUCUCACUGGACCUGUCUUUGAUUUCAUGGACACAGAAAGUGCGGCUAAAGACAUGGAUUUGGUUCGAAAGGCACUCGGCGAGGAGAAGUUGACUUUCUAUGGACAAUCAUAUGGGUCACAACUUGGCUCUACUUAUGCGGGAUUGUUUCCCAAGAAUGUCGGACGUAUGGUUCUCGACGGCGUUAUGGAUUCUUCACAGUCUAGUGUUGCUCAGGUUGCUAUGGAGUCUAAUAACGGAUACGAAACAACUUUGAAUAAAUUCUUUCAAUGGUGCAACACCACUGCCGAAUGUGCUUUGAACGGGCAAGACAUUGCUGGGAUAUUCGAUAAAAUGAUUGCCACAGCAGAAAGUAGUCCUAUACCAGCUCCUGGUUGUGCACCUGAGGGGGAUAAAGCUUGCAGAAGUGAUGCAACGAGUGAGGAAAUUCUUGCUCAGGUUCAAAUAGGACUUCUUGGGUUUUCUGCGUCAUCCGUUUUCCUAGGAUGGCCAGCACUCUCUGGAGCAAUCGCUCAAGCAGCACAAGGCAACGCAACUUUACUAUCCCGCCCUAUCAAAAACACAUCAAGUCAUGCCGACUUCUCAUUCCUCGGCGUAGGCUGCAAAGACUGGAUAGCGGCAUCGAAGAGCUACAUAGACCUCGUACUCAUUCGCCAAAUGACCGGGAUCCUCUCACCACACAGCAGAGGAAAUUCACAAUUCUAUGAAAUACAAUCAUCUUGCAUCGGAUGGCCAUCACCUCCUACAAACAACCCACACACUUUGGAUCCUAAGAAGGUCGCUCAGUUACCGCCUAUCUUACUUGUAAAUUCGUUCUGGGAUCCGUCGACUCCAAUUUCGUCGGCGAAUGCAUUAAAAACCAAGAUUCCUAACUCGGUGUUGAUUCUUAGAAACGGGAGUGGUCAUACUAGCUACCUGACUUUUGGGAAGACGACGGAAGCUAUAGAUGCCUUUUUUGUGAAGGGGAUAUUGCCUGCACAGGGUACCACGUUUGCUUAUUAG